Molecule: messenger RNA, 851 nt
Organism: Nematostella vectensis (starlet sea anemone)
Lineage: Eukaryota; Metazoa; Cnidaria; Anthozoa; Actiniaria; Edwardsiidae
Product: ubiquitin
Exons: 1
Coding region: 109-552 (147 amino acids)
Biological process (GO): modification-dependent protein catabolic process; protein ubiquitination
Cellular component (GO): cytoplasm; nucleus
Molecular function (GO): protein tag activity; ubiquitin protein ligase binding
Source: RefSeq, a predicted model, not a curated record
AGACGAUUAUUAUAUAAACGCCUGGCUACUCACAAGUUCUUCCUUCUGAGAAUCACAAUAUAAAGAGUAGACGGAAUCCUGCGCGCUGUUUUUUUUAUUUUUUUCAUCAUGCAAAUCUUUGUGAAAACACUCACUGGUAAAACUAUCACCCUAGAAGUCGAGCCUAGUGACACGAUCGAGAAUGUAAAAGCGAAAAUUCAAGACAAGGAAGGCAUUCCCCCAGACCAACAGCGUUUAAUUUUCGCCGGAAAACAGCUUGAAGAUGGCCGAACCCUAAGCGACUACAACAUCCAGAAAGAGUCGACCCUUCACCUGGUUCUACGUCUCCGAGGAGGAAUGCAAAUCUCUGUUAAAGCGCACUGGAAAACAUUCACACUUGACGUUGAAGCAAGUGACACGGUUGAGAGUGUGAAAGAAAAGAUUCAAAAUAGAGAGGGUAUUCCGCCAAAAGUACAACGUCUUCUCUACGAAGAGGAAGAACUUGUGGACAACAGAAGCCUUGCUGACUACAACAUCAAACAGGGCUCAAUUCUCCAUUUAUUUUUAAUCUGAAUUAAACGUAACUAAACUAUCGUUAAGCUCUACAAGUAUGUAAGGGAAAACAUAAAUCUAAUUUUAAUCUUCAGCUGACAUGGAACAAUCCCGUCAGCUGAUCCUACACUGGAUCAUGGACGGAAACAUGCUUAGCACUGUGAGUGGAAAGAAAAAUAGACUUACCGUUGUGAUUAAAACAGAAUUAUAAAUUUGAUUAAUUUAAACUUGAAUUAGAUCUAUAGACAGCGGCUUUCACGGGCGGACAACCGGAUAAGUAUUGUGAAUGUCAUUUUAAAAUAAAUUACGAAUAGCAGCAA